AUGUCUUCUAGCGAAUACGACGACGAACUCAUCAUGAAAGAUUUCGAUGAGAUCGACUCCCAAUUGGGUGAAGAUCAUUACAUGCGCCUCAUCCAAUAUUUGGCUGUUGACAGCUCAGAUUCGAAAGAAGGUCUUCUACAACUCCAUCAAGAGUGUCGACAAGUUUUCUCCAAAUAUCCUGUGGAUGAGACGGCCAAAGCGAAGCCGAUGCCUAAACGAGCCUCGUCCCAAGGGAGAAGCUUGGAUCGAACAACACCGACUCCAUUAAGACCAACUCCUGUAGUACAAAAGCCUCGGAUUAUGCUGACGAAGAGAGUUCCUUCGUUUGCAGGAUUAAAUCCAUUAACCGGAAAUAAGAAAAUUGUCACUUAA
Molecule: messenger RNA, 372 nt
Organism: Auanema sp. JU1783
Lineage: Eukaryota; Metazoa; Nematoda; Chromadorea; Rhabditida; Rhabditidae
Source: the annotation of a GenBank genome assembly